AUGAUCAGCAGAAAGUACUGUUGGGUUAUAAGGAGGUAUAAUGGUAGUCACAUUUGUACCCGAGCAACCAUUUCUCAGGAUCAUUUGAAGCUGGAUUCGAACACAAUUGCAAAAGCGAUAAAGCCGUUGGUUGAAGCUGACCCCUCGAUUAAGGUGAAAUCAGUUAUUGCGGAAGUGCAGUCAAAGUUUAAUUACACCAUCAGCUAUCAGAAAGCAUGGUUGGCUAAGCAAAAGUUAGUGAAAAAAAUUUUUGGAGGUUGGGAAGCAUCGUAUGAAGCUUUACCCAUAUGGCUUGAGGCCAUGUGUCAUAAGGAGCCAUCAGCGGCCGUCCAUUUUGAGACUAUGCCUCCCUAUCAAGGCGAUGACUUAGUUACUGAUAUCCAGGUGUUGCAACGAGUCUUCUGGAGUUAUUACCCAUGUAUUAGAUUAUUCAGACAUUGUAAACCAGUUAUCCAGGUAGAUGGGACCCACUUGUACGGAAAGUAUAAGGGUUGUUUGUUGGUUGCAGUUUCACAGGAUGGUAACAACAAGAUCGUCCCAAUUCCAUUUGCUAUUGUAGAGGGAGAGACUUCUGAUGCAUUGCACUUUUUCCUUAGUAACCUGCGACAGUAUAUGGUGACUCGAGAUGGUGUGGGACUGAUCUCUGACCGACACGAAUCCAUCAAUGCAGUUGUGGCCCGCAGUAACGGAGCUUGGUCGCCUCCUAGAGCGCCUUCCACAUGUUUUGCAUCAGGCAUAUAG
Arachis ipaensis is the source of this 741-nucleotide messenger RNA. RefSeq lists its product as uncharacterized. Lineage: Eukaryota; Viridiplantae; Streptophyta; Magnoliopsida; Fabales; Fabaceae. The record is from RefSeq and is a predicted model, not a curated record.